AUGCGCUGGGAAACGAUCCAGACCGUCAAAGGCACUGCUCCUUGCAAACGGUACGGCCAUACUGCAACACUGUGGAACAAUUGCAUUAUCGUCUUUGGUGGCUGCAAUGAGAUUACAGAGUAUUGCAACGACAUUCACAUAUUCGACCUCGACAAGCUGACUUGGUUUCAACCCCAAGUCACCGGAAGCGUGCCUGCACGCUAUCUGCACAGUGCGGUCGUGUUCGACAACAAGCUCUUUGUCUAUGGUGGAUUUGCAAAGAACUCGGAUUGCACCUAUGUACUGGAUGAAUUGAGCGUGUUGGACCUAAAGACAUUUGUUUGGUCUAAAUAUCACGGGGUUCCGCCACGGUACAACCAUUCGGCAACCUUGAUCGGACACAAGAUGUACAUUUACGCCGGCAAGGACGAGCACGGUAACACCGUCUCUGAUCUAUUUGUGAUCAACCUCAAUGCGCCACCUUACACGCCGCAUCUCGUACUGAGCGGGUCCCAGUCGAGUGCGAGCUCACACAUGGUCUUGCUCAAAAGCCAGCAUUUCUGCGAAGCGGUCUGUGGCAAGUUAUUGGUCUUUGGACGUUAUCUCGCGCACGACUCUGUGUAUGGCCUGUGGAUGCUGGAUCUGGACACACUCGAGUGGGAGCGACAGGAAUGCAAUGCAAACUUUGAAGUGGGUGGCUGGAACUACUUUACCAUCGUCAGCGAGACUGGGAGUCUUGGAGGAGACGAGCAGUCGCAGGUUACGAUGAACAACUUGUUCUUUCUGGGUAACACUGAUCCAUUCCGACCCCAGGGCUAUGACCAUUUCAGGGACGCACUGGUGAUUAACGCAGAAUCACUGGGACUGUAUGACAUUCCACCACCCAACUUUUCGCACGAGUUUGCACAGCUCCUCAACAAUCCAGAACUAUCAGACUUUGUGAUCGUGCCGUCGAAUGGACAAGAACUGCAUGUGCACCAGGUUAUCUUGAUUACGCGCUGGCCGCACUUUAGGGAUAUCUAUCGGUCGGGGAUGAUCGAAGCGCAGCAACGACGCAUGGAAAUUCCAGAACCGUACGAGAUUGUGCUUGCAUUUCUCAAGUACCUGUACAGCGACCGACUGGACGACAACGAGCCGUGGCAGGUGGUCUGCGAAGUGCUUGUGGUGGCCAACAUGUAUCUGUUGAAUCGAUUGAAAAAGAUCUGCUGCGAACGCCUGUUUCGCCAUCACAUGACGGUCGAGAGCUGUGGUUUGAUCUUUGAGAAGGCCAUCAUGGCCGAUGAGGCCGGUCUCAAGAUGCUUGCGCUCGACUUUAUGUUUAGAAACUAUGGCUCGGUCCUCAAGUCGGAUGUGCUCCUGCAGAUGCCCAUCUCUGUGCGCCAAGAGUUCAUGGAGGCGGUGCCGGACGAAGCAGUGCUCGAAGUCAGUCGCUCGUCGUCUUCCAUUGUUCCUCGCACGUUGCCGUCGCCUACCAAAUGUCUUGCGGCAGUCGCUGCUGCCGCGUCUACCGCUUCUUCUGUGAAUAAUAAUACCGUCAACAAUAACAGCAUUACUACUACAUCUACUACUAGCACUUCUCAUCAUACUGCCACUAAUACUAAUACGACUCCGUCCAGCAUGCUGGGUAUCUCCACUCCUCCACAUUACUCGUCCCCUACCUCCUCCUCCUCGUCUUCUUCUUCUUCGUCGUCGUCGUCUUCAUACAGUCCUUCAACGGCGACAGCAGCAAGUACAACAGCGGCAGCGGCAGCGGCGGCAGCAGCAGCAGCAGCAGCAGCACGGAUGCGACAUUCGAUGAGCAGCGGGGUGCAAACAAAUGGCAUGAGUGUGGGCGUAUAA
Zychaea mexicana is the source of this 1818-nucleotide messenger RNA. RefSeq lists its product as uncharacterized. NCBI's taxonomy places the organism in Eukaryota, Fungi, Mucoromycota, Mucoromycetes, Mucorales, Lichtheimiaceae. Gene Ontology annotation, molecular function: protein binding. The coding region runs from base 1 to 1818 and encodes 605 amino acids. The transcript is spliced from 6 exons. The record is from RefSeq and is a predicted model, not a curated record.